AUGGUCAAUACACGAGGUUAUCUUCUAAGUGAACAGGCGCUCUCUCGCCAAUGUUCGGAUAUUAGAAAUGCACAUGCACAGAUCACUCAUUUGGUUGUGUUUGUACAUGGACUAGAAGGAACGUGUGAAGACCUAUCAUCUUAUCGAAAUGUCUUUCGGAUUAUAGCAGGAGACAUUCCCGGUUUCUUCUACCUACUUAGCGCAUCUAAUCACUCUAAGACAUGGUCUGAUAUUGAUGAUAUGGCAGGAAAUCUGCUUAGUGAAGUGCAAUCUUAUAUAGCAAAAUUCAGCGAACCACCUGUUCGAAUAAGGUAA
Strongylus vulgaris is the source of this 315-nucleotide messenger RNA. The record is from the annotation of a GenBank genome assembly. Lineage: Eukaryota; Metazoa; Nematoda; Chromadorea; Rhabditida; Strongylidae.